AUGUCCGUCCCGAAUAGCCCCCCAGCCGCAACCCGGCCGAGCUGGCAGGACCAACUACAAGGAGGUCGUACCGCCUGGUCCAGCACCGUCACCGUCCAAGGACAGAAUAUCGCCGCCCGCUACUGGUAUGACGGCCAAUACAUCAACAAUGCCAAAGAAGACGCCGCUGAAGUCGCCCUGAAGCUCUUCAACCAGCAGCCUCGCGCCUCCACCGUCUAUCCCGGCCAACUGUUCCCGCAACAGGCUACCGGUUAUGGCCGUGGAGCAAGCGGGCUCUGA
Molecule: messenger RNA, 279 nt
Organism: Penicillium argentinense
Lineage: Eukaryota; Fungi; Ascomycota; Eurotiomycetes; Eurotiales; Aspergillaceae
Exons: 2
Coding region: 1-279 (92 amino acids)
Source: RefSeq, a predicted model, not a curated record